This is a messenger RNA of Aplosporella prunicola CBS 121167, 2970 nucleotides long. Its product is annotated as glycoside hydrolase family 2 protein. Bases 235 to 2751 code for a protein of 838 amino acids. Gene Ontology annotation, molecular function: beta-mannosidase activity. The record is from RefSeq and is a predicted model, not a curated record. Gene Ontology annotation, biological process: carbohydrate metabolic process; glycoprotein catabolic process. The transcript is spliced from 5 exons. NCBI's taxonomy places the organism in Eukaryota, Fungi, Ascomycota, Dothideomycetes, Botryosphaeriales, Aplosporellaceae.
CUGCUCUCGUGUUCCUCAAUGGGCCAUUCCACAGUAAUGGCAUCCGACAAAUAGUCACGGCAGCCGGUGCUCCGGCUGUUGCACUCACGCGUUUGCCGUGUCCGAACCGACUAAUGGAAGGUCCGCGAGUCGCGGAUACUGCGGCGGCUUCGACCAUAAGAUCGGCGGUCAUUCCCCCUCGAGUGAGCUCGGGAUGGUUGUGUCCCAUCACUCAAUCAACGACGAUUGCCACUGAUGGCGCAGCCGCUGACCGCACAGCAACUGACCUCUGGAUGGUCCUUCAAGCAGGAAAACGAACCAGACGAUGCAUGGCUGCCAGUUGCCUCGGUGCCUACGAAUGUGCAUUUGGAUCUGAUCUACAACAAGAAAAUUUCGGACCCCUUCAUUGGCUUCAACGAGAUCGACGCCGAAUGGGUGGCUGAGAAGACCUGGGUCUACAGAGCCAAGCUUCCAGACGUAGCUCCCGCUCAAGAUGGCACUGUCACGUUCCUGGCAUUUGAUGGCCUGGACACCUACGCGACGGUGAAGCUCAAUGGAAAGACGAUCCUUACCAGCGAUAACAUGUUCGUCCCGCAUCGGGUAGACGUAACGAGCCAAUUGGAGCAUGGAUCGGACAACACCUUGGAGAUUGUGUUCUUGCCUGCCCUGGCAGAGGCGAAGAAGGUCAAGGAUGCGCAUCCUGAACACAAAUGGGUGGGCUUCAAUGCAGACAUGGCUCGGUUGGCUGUCAGGAAGGCCCAGUACCACUUUGGUUGGGAUUGGGGUCCGGUAUUGAUCACCUGCGGACCUUGGAAAGAAGUACGCCUUGAGACCUACCAGGCCAAAAUCUCUGACUUGCGUCUUGACUACAAGCUCGAAGAAGGCCUGAAAUCCGCGAACGGCACCAUCACGGCGUUCGUGGAAGGGAAGUCUGGCAAGAGCGUGAAAUUCAGCGCAGAAAUCGAUGGAAAAGUCGUCUUCAAUGCGACAACGGAUGUCGAUGCGGACGGGGUGGCGAAAGCAGAGUUCCGCGUCCAAGACCCCAAGCUUUGGUAUCCUCACGGAUAUGGUGCUCAGCCUUUAUAUAACGUGAGUGCCGCUGUUUCGACCGGCGAUGCGGGCCUGCAUACCGUGAAACAAAAGGUAGGUUUCAGGAAAGCGGAGCUCGUGCAACAACCCGACGAUGUUGGCAAAACGUUCUUUUUCCGCAUCAACGACAUUGACAUUUUCUGCGGCGGUUCCGAUUGGAUUCCUGCAGACAGCUUCACUCCUCGGAUCACAUCUGAGAGAUACCGAAAAUGGCUCAAUAUGAUGGUUGACGGUUACCAAGUUAUGAUCCGGGUUUGGGGAGGCGGCAUUUGGGAGACUGACGAUUUCUACUCCAUCUGCGACGAGCUUGGUGUUCUCGUGUGGCAGGACUUCAUGUUUGGGUGUGGCAACUACCCUGCUUUUCCGGAAAUGCGGGAAUCCAUCCGUCAAGAGGCGGUUGCCAACGUCAGGCGGAUCAGGCACCAUCCCGCGAUUGUCAUAUAUGCAGGGAACAACGAAGAUUAUCAGGUUCAGGAACAGUUCGGUCUGACGUAUGACUACGCGGACAAGGACCCGGAGAACUGGUUGAAGACAGAUUUCCCAGCACGCUAUAUUUAUGAGAAGAUUUUACCCGAAGUUGUCCAGGCGGAAAGUCCGCAUGUGGCUUACCAUCCUGGUUCCCCAUGGGGAGAUGGACUGGUGAGCUCUAACCCCACGCUGGGCGACAUGCAUCAAUGGAACGUAUGGCAUGGCACGCAAGAAAAAUACCAAAUUUUCGACACGCUCGGUGGGCGCUUCAACAGUGAGUUUGGCAUGGAGGCAUUCCCGCACAUUGACACGAUCAAGCAUUACGUUACGGACGAGUCGCAGCUUUUUCCUCAAUCCCACAUGCUUGACUUCCAUAACAAGGCCGACGGACAUGAGCGAAGGAUCGCGACAUACUUGGUGGAGAACUUUCGCACAGUCACAGACCUGGAGGGCUUCAUACAUCUGACGCAGCUGUCGCAAGCCGAAGCAUUGAUGUUCGGAUACAGAGGGUGGAGGCGCCAAUGGGGCCAGCGGAGGUUCUGCGGUGGGGCGUUGGUGUGGCAGCUUAAUGACUGCUGGCCAGUAACGUCGUGGUCGAUCGUGGACUACUUCCAGCGCAAGAAGCCUGCAUACUAUGCCAUGCGCAGGGUAUUGGCUCCAAUUGCGGUGGCGGUCAAGCGCGCACACCAUGACUGGAGCGUGGUGCACGCGCGCCCCGCCAAGACGAGCGGCUGGGAGGUCUGGGUCUCGAGCAGCAGGGCGGCAGAGGUGCAGGCGACGGUCGAGCUGCGCUUCGUCUCCAUCGCGACGGGCAGGGACAUCAAGGCGGCGGUGGUGAAGAGGGACGUCACGAUCCUCGCUAACGGCACGACGGACCUGCUCUCCGGCACCAUCGACAACAGCCACGAGGAGCCGCAUGUGCUGGCUGCGCGCAUCUGGGUGGACGGCGAAAUCGUCAGCAGGGAUACCGACUGGCCCCAGCCGCUCAAGUACCUCGACUUUGACGACCGCGGCGUCGAGGUCGCGCGCGAGGGCAGCCGGAUGCGCGUCACGGCGGCCAAACCCACCAAGGGCCUGGUGUUCGAGGAGCGCGAGGGCGUGCUCGUCGACGACAGCGCGAUCGACGUGGUGCCGGGGGACGAGCAGGUCGUCACGGUCAAGGGAUUGGGCGCAAGCCACGCACCGCUGCGGUGGAGGUACCUGGGUCAGACUUGAUAGCCGGAGCGCAUGACAUGCAGAGCCUUUUGACGGUAUGGGUGUAGCGCAGGCUGGGCCUGUGGUGUGCGGAUGAGCUGAUAUGCUCAGCUGGAGCGAUGGAGGGACCGGCUGGAGCCGGGGGCGGCGCGCGCGCAAAGAGAGGUGAGGGGUAGCGGUGGUUCGUAGGUAGGCCAGCGCCAAGCAUAUGACGGCUAUAAUCAACGUUACGGAAAAGGC